This is a messenger RNA of Plasmodium vinckei vinckei, 1320 nucleotides long. RefSeq names its product conserved Plasmodium protein, unknown function. Bases 1 to 1320 code for a protein of 439 amino acids. Lineage: Eukaryota; Apicomplexa; Aconoidasida; Haemosporida; Plasmodiidae. The record is from RefSeq and is a predicted model, not a curated record. The transcript has 3 exons.
AUGUGGGACUUGAUAAAUUAUAACGUCAAUGUAAAAAGCGAAAAUGAUGAAAAAAAAAAUGACAAUGAAAAUGUUGAAAAUGCUGAAAAUGUUGAACGUGGUGAAAGUGGUGAAAAUGCAAAACAAAAUGAAAGUUUGAACAUAAACUUAGUUGAGAAUGCAGUUGAUAUAACUAACACAUUGUACGAGCAGGUGCGUAACAACAAUACUGCCUUUUGGAGCAUGCUAGGAUAUGAAGAAAAUCCAAAUCAGAUAGAUCCAAAUAUACAAAAUCAAGAGGAAGAACCAUACACAGAAACUAUACAAGAUGAAGGAGAAAAUAAAAAAGAAAAGGAUCACGAACCGAUUGAUGAUACACAAAAUGAUUCUCUAGAAGAAAUGGAAAGAGUAUUAGAAGAAAAUGCAAAAGCAAAAAUAGAAAAGAAAAAAAAACGUGAAAAAAAAACAGAAAGAUUGUCAAAAAAUAAGUUAGAUAUAAACCAUAUAUUUGAAUCAAAUAACGGAAUUAGCAAGUCUCCCUUCUUUAGUGACAUCAGUUCAUAUGCUGAUUAUUACACAAGUGGGGAAGAAAACAGUGAAAAUAAAGAAAAAAAUAAAAGUGAUGAGGUUGGUGAAAAUAAAGAAAAAAAUAAAAGUGACGAGAUUGGUGAAAGUGGUAAAGAAAACUCAAAUGAAUCAAACAAUUCAGAAAAUGAUGUAACACCUGCUACAGAUUCGGUAUCUAAUGAUUGGUUUUUUUCAAAAAUAAAAGAAAUAAUUGAACCUAAUAUAAACCAAGAAACAAUAAAUCAAUUAUUAAGUAAUAAUUAUAAUAGUUUUAGUGAAGCCAAUACAGGAUUAUAUGGAUUAAUAGAUAAAGUAAUACGCACAAAUAAUAGUAAUAAUAAUAAUUAUGAAAAUAUGAGCAUAAUAAAUAAACAAUCACAUCAUGGAAAUAUUUAUGAUCACUACAAUUCUAUGGAUGUAUCACCAAAUGAUAAUUAUAAUUUUAUUAAUUAUUCUAUAUAUUGUAUUAAUAAAGAACUAUCAGCAAAUGUUGAAAUGGAGGCUAUAAAAAUGAUGAAAAUUUAUGCACACACAUUUAAUAAAUUUAAAAAAGAUAUAAAUUAUAAAGACGAUUUAUAUAAAGACCUACUAAAUGAAGCAGAAGAACAAUCUACUAUUAUUUUGAAAAAUAAUAGAAAAAAAAGAAUUUUAAAAAUUGAUUUUCUUAACCUAGCAAAUAUGAAUAGUGAAAAUUAUAAUAAUAUAAUAGACUCUCAAAAUGUACAGACACCUAAAAUCAAACUUGAAGACAUUUUUAAAAUCAGCGUAAAUUAA